AUGAUCACCGCACUGCUGCUCGGAGGCGGCAUCCUUGCGCUGUACGUGUACUGCAAGCUCAAGUUCCGGUUCGCGGAGCGCAUCCCGUGCGUCGAGCCGCUGCGGCCGUUCUUCGGCAACGGCCUCGAGUUCGCGCAGAAAAACUCGUACGAGAUCUUUAAGAACUUGGAAUGCGCGUUCGCGCAGAACAAGCGCAUCUUCAAGCUCUGCUUCGGCCCGAUCCCGGUGAUCUGCCCGACGCACCCGGACCUGAUCCAGAAAAUCAUGAACGAUCCGGCCACCAUGGACAAACCGUUCGUCUACAACUUCAUGCGCGUCGACAAGGGCCUGCUGACGGCGGAGUAUGACACGUGGCGUGUGCACCGCAAAACGCUGAAUCCCACCUUCAACACGCGAAUCCUGAACAGCUUCAAUCCGAUCUUCACCGAUUGCGUGGCGAAGAUGAUCGCCAACAUGCGGGCCCAUGCUGCGACCGGGAAGUCCUUGAACGUGCUCGAGUUUACUUCGCCCUGCACGCUCGAAAUGAUCUGCCGCACCUCGCUGGGCGGCACGGUGCUGGAGCGGGAAGGCAAGCAGGAGUUCGUUGAAGGUCUCGAGAUCAUCCUUCACAAUGUCGGCCUUCGAAUGUUUAACGCGAACCUCUACCCGGACUUUGUGUACAAGUACACGCGCUUCUACAAAGCCGAAAUGGAGCAACGAAAGAUAUGCUACGCAUUCACCGAUAAGGUGAUCGAGGAGAAGCGGGCCGAGUUUGAGAAGAAACUGCACGGGCGGGUCGAUGGGAACAACAACAGCGAGGCGCCCGCAACAGUGGACGCCAAUGGCAACGUCGUCUUCGACGACGCCGAAGAAGACGAUCUGCUCAGCUACAAGAAGCCGCAAAUCUUCGUCGACCAGCUGCUGACCAUCCCGAACGAUGGCCGGCCCUUCUCGCACGAAGAGAUCAGCGAUCAAAUCUACACGAUGAUCGCGGCGGGCAACGAAACGUCCGCCACGCAGGCCGCCCACGCCUGUCUGCUGUUGGCCAUGCACCCGGACAUCCAGGAGCGGGCCGCAGCUGAAGUGCGCGAGGUGCUGGCCGAUGACGCCGAGAUCACGCACGACACCCUCAAGCGGAUGGUGUACCUCGAGCGGGUCAUCAAGGAGUCGCAACGGCUGUGCCCGGUGGCCGCCGUCUACGGCCGGAAAGCCAUCGCUCCCAUCCAGCUGGACGAGUUCCACAUCCCGACGGGCUUCAUUCUGCUGCUGAACGUGUUCGCGCUGCACCGAAGCAAGGAGUUCUGGGGACCGAACGCGGACCGCUUCGACCCGGACCACUUCCUGCCGGAGCGCGUCCGGCAGCGCCACCCGUACGCCUACCUGCCGUUCAGUGGCGGGCCGCGCGGGUGCAUCGGGAGCCGCUACGCCAUGAUGAGCCUGAAGGUGAUGCUGUCGCAGAUACUGCGGAACUUUCGCGUGACCACCGACAUACCGUACGAGAAGCUGGAGUUUAAGUUCAAAGUGUCGAUGCACCUGGCCUUCGAGCACUCGGUGAAACUGGAGCCCCAUUCGAUCGAGAGCCACAAUUUGCUGUCCAGUGUGGACCGUUUUAUGUCGCUCCUUGCCAACGAAACGGAACUGCUCGAAAACGAUGUGACUGUUGAGCUACAGGGUUGGUUCAACGAAACUGAGGAAAUAGUUCACAUCGUGGGGGAAGAAGCGGUCACCAUUCUGGACAAUCUUCUAGACGCACCCGCUGGGGCUUUUCUGCAGGGUGAAAGCAGCCUCGAGUGUCUAGCCGAGUAUUACGCCCAGUCCGCCACCAACAAUAUCUGGUCGGGCGUGGACAAUGUGUUUGGCUGUUUCAACGACGAUAAAGAAAUCCUCGGUGCCUUCGAAAUGGCUAGUCAAUUACUAGGCCUCGCUGAGCGGGACAUUCAAUACGUACUGCAAGGUCUCGUCAGCUGCGGUACUAGAGCGGCACCGACGGAUACAGGCGACAACGAUCUAAUGAAUUGCUCCGAAGCGGCAAACAGGAUUUUGGAAGUUGCCGAAGAGUUUGUCGUGACGAAAAUGAAUGAAGUAUAUUUCCACGUUGCGGGUGCGCUGAAUUUUGGCGAGCUGAAACUGGAAACGUGCCUGUAUGAGAAAGCACGGCACUUGCUGUUGGACGUUUAUAUUGUAAAUCAACAGUAUCGUGACUGUCUCAGUUUGGAACCGUCGGUUGAACGGGAAGGUUCGAACAUGUUUUUCAUACCAGCAAUCGUUGUGCUCGUGGCGCUCUUCUGGUGCUGGGCCCGAGUGACCCGCAGCUCCGUGAAGGAUAUUGUUGGACCCAGAAGCUAUCCGCUCAUUGGCUGUUCGCAUCUGUUCAUGGGCUCCGAGGAGCGCACGUUCAGUGUGGUGUGUGAGCUGUACCGGAAGUACGACAAAAUGUUCCGCCUGACUCUCGGACCGAAGACGAUCCUGUGCCUCUCGGACCCGGAUAUCAUCCAGCAGGCUUUGACCUCAGCCUCGAGCCAGAACAAGGCUUUCUUCUAUCGGUUCCUGGAGAUGGACUAUGGACUCGUGUCUUCCCGCUAUGUGGACUGGAAGUUGUACCGCAAACUGUUGAAUCCAGCCUUCAACCAGCGCAUACUGGUCAGCUUCAUAUCGAUCUUCAGCCGUAGCGCCGGAACGAUGGUAAGUCGCAUGGCCAAGGAGGAAGAGCACGGCCGUCCGUUCGACAUCCUUCACUACACUGCGCAGUGCACGCUGGAGAUGGUGUGCGCCAGCUCGCUGAAAAGUGACAUCACCGACGAUCCCCAGUCACGCGGGCUGUGUCAGGACAUUGAAAAAAUCGGCUCCAUCAUGGGCAGUCGCGUGUUCAACGUGAUGCUCUACAGUGACCUACUGUUCGCGUUGACACCUCGCUACCGAGAAAUGCAGAAGCUCCGGCACAAGGUGGAACAAGUUGUUGAACCGAUUUUACACAAACGCCAGGACGAACUGCGCCAACAGCGUUCGGAAAAGACGCUUCUUGAUGAAGAGGAAAAUUACCGGAAGCCGAUGGUGUUCCUCGAUCAGUUGCUUAACAUGCAACGCAACGGGGACGACCUUUCGAUGGCGGAAAUCGAAAGCCACAUCUACACCAUCAUUGCAGCAGGUAGCGAGACGACCGCGAACCAGGUUGCGUACAUUCUCCUCAUGUUGGCCAUGCACCCCGAGCUGCAGGAACGAGUGUACGACGAAAUGGCACUAGUUUACGACACCGAUUCGCAGGACAUCUCGUACGACACAAUUUCGAGGCAGCACUACCUGGAGCAGGUGAUCCAGGAAACGAUGCGACUCUUUCCGGUGGCUCCGUUGAUCGGUCGGGAAACCGUGGAACCGAUGUCGCUCGGCGGGUGCGACGUUCCGGCCGGCGUGACGCUACUCAUCAACAUUCUGAACGUGCACCGGCGGAAAGAUUUGUGGGGCGAGCGGGCAGAUCGGUUCGAUCCGGAUCGGUUCGAGCCGGCGGCGUACGCGGUCCACAAGCGCCAUCCGUUCAGCUACUUUCCCUUCGGUGGUGGGCCCCGGAAUUGCAUCGGCUACCGGUACGGUAUGUUUGCGAUGAAGAUUAUGGUCACGCAGGUUCUGCGGACGUACAAGCUCACCACCCCGUUAACCUUGAGCGGUCGGUUGCGUCUUUCUUUCGCCGUAACGCUAAAGCUGGGUACCGGGCAUUUGGUCAACAUCAAGCGACGGCACGGCCAGUAA
Molecule: messenger RNA, 3720 nt
Organism: Anopheles bellator
Lineage: Eukaryota; Metazoa; Arthropoda; Insecta; Diptera; Culicidae
Exons: 11
Coding region: 1-3720 (1239 amino acids)
Molecular function (GO): oxidoreductase activity, acting on paired donors, with incorporation or reduction of molecular oxygen; monooxygenase activity; heme binding
Source: RefSeq, a predicted model, not a curated record